AAGUGAACCAAGUGCCAGAAGUGAAGUGGCCGUUCAUGGUACACCACACGAGUAUCGCAUGAAAGUCAUUGCUUGGCAAGAUUCGCCAUGACACUUCCUUAUCGGAGGCGUCCAGGGUGUGGUAUAGCGGAUAUCGAGGGUGCAAACACCCCCUCCAAGAAUCUGGGAAGCUGAUUUCGGCUCAGCAAUAACCGAUGCACAAGUUGGAGCAUGUAUAUUUAAACAGCUGUGAUUUACCGUUUCUCUCCCCCAUACUUCUCUGCAUACUACUAUGGUCCAGACCGACGAAGGCCAUGGCAUUCCUGUCGUGCUCGCGAAGAAGCCCGAUGUCGAACCUCCUUACUCUGUGUUUACGACUUGUGAAAAAUGGCUCAUAGUGACUCUUGCAUCUAUAGCAGGGUUGUUUAGUUUUGUCAGCCCGUUGACGGCGUAUAUAUACCUUCCUGCGAUUCCAAUGAUCGCGACUGCGUUUGGCAAGACCGUUGAACUUACGAACCUUACGGUGACGGUUUAUUUGGUGUUUCAGGGUGUAUCGCCCAUGUUCUGGGGCACUCUCGCAGAUCGCAUGGGCAGGCGACCAACGUCGCUCGGAUGUUUGUUUGUUCUCAGCCUUGCUUGUAUCGGUCUGGCUUUCGUACCGACAUCAUACUUCUGGCUGUUGAUGGUUCUUCGAUGUCUCCAAGCGGUUGGUAGCGCUAGCACGCUCAUGAUCGCCUGGCUACGCCACUCGACUCCUAGUUGGAAUAUGGACAUCGAUAAACGAUAA
Messenger RNA from Suillus fuscotomentosus, 766 nucleotides. RefSeq names its product major facilitator superfamily domain-containing protein. Lineage: Eukaryota; Fungi; Basidiomycota; Agaricomycetes; Boletales; Suillaceae. Gene Ontology annotation, molecular function: transmembrane transporter activity. Bases 272 to 766 code for a protein of 164 amino acids. Gene Ontology annotation, biological process: transmembrane transport. The record is from RefSeq and is a predicted model, not a curated record. The transcript has 4 exons.